Lecanosticta acicola is the source of this 648-nucleotide messenger RNA. The record is from the annotation of a GenBank genome assembly. Lineage: Eukaryota; Fungi; Ascomycota; Dothideomycetes; Mycosphaerellales; Mycosphaerellaceae.
AUGGCUUCGACUGGGAUGCCAUCCGACUGCUUUCCCUCGUUACAAUCACUACAAUGCCUCAGCGGCACCGUUCCGGACGAAUGUAAAGCAGCGCGUGUAGCGUGCGCGACGGGCCCCAUGGCGAAACCAGAGCCGAUCCGGAGUCCACUCUCCCCACCGAACCACAUCUCGCCCGUCUACGCCAACACUCCCGGCUCGACAAACUCGCAAGCCAUCAUCACCAGCAGCGACUCCGAGGACUCCAACUCGGGCAAAGCGCCACAGGCCGAGCGACCGAACCCCACACGACCGACAAGACCGCACCGUAGGAUCCCUCACACCAUCAUCGAGCGCAGAUACCGCGACAACCUCAACACACAGAUCGAAACGCUCCGUCUCUCUCUGCCUUCCCUCAAGAAUGCAUAUGUCACCUCGCCCGAUGUCGAGGAUUCCGCUCUGCCUCCGAGGCUACCCUCCAAGGCGAUGAUCAUUGCUACAGCGGCGACUUAUAUCAAGGAAUUGGAGGCGGAGAGGCAGCAGGCUGUCGAUGCGGUCAGCAAUCUACAGCAGCAGGUGAACGAUCUGCAAAAGUUGAUUCAGUGCAACGACUGUUCGAUUCUGCAAUACUUGCAGGCCGUCGGAGGCCAGCAGCCUGCGAUAGCUGUUUGA